AUGGCUAACACCACCCACCAAAUUCGAUCAUUGAGCUUACCAUCAAAGUUAAAUCACAUCAACCAAAGAAUUGAACAAGAGCUAAAACGGCUUAAAACCAAAGAAGAAGCAUCAACAUCAGCCUCAGAAAGCAUCGUUAUUGGUGUAUCAGGGCUUGCAAAGUUGUACGAGUGUAUCAACCAAGCCCUGAGUCUUCCAAUGACUCAACAAGCUCUUUCACUUCGCCAACAUGAGAAACAUGUUGGCGAAUUGUUGAAAGGAUGCUCGAGCCUUCUCGAUGUUUGUAGCUCGAUAAAAAAGCUCGUGGUGCAACAAUUAGUAAUAACCAAAGAGCUUGAAUCCAAUCUUUCUAAUAGGGAAGUUGGAAACAACAACAUUGCUAGCUAUAUUUCCUCAAGAAAGGAAGUGAUUAGGAAAUCUAAGGAUGUAUUUUUGUCCUUAAAUCAACUCAAUGCUCAAGUCCUUGCAGGAGAAAAUAGUCAUUUAUCAACUGUAAUCAAAUCUCUUAAAUGUGUUAGCAUCAUAAACUUAUCUGUCUAUGAAUCGCUCAUGUUUUUCCUGUCGAUACCGGUGUCAAAGCCAAGACGUUCACUGGUUUCUAGGCUGAUGAACAAAGGCAGGGGUAAGUGUGAGAGCGGAAAUGAGUUGAAUGAUGUUGAUUUGGUGUUGCAUGAGUUGAUGUCAGGGAAAACAAUAAACGAUGAGAAGUUGAAUUUUGCAGUAGGUAAAUUGAACGCGUUGGUGGGUGUCAUGGAGAGUGUUGAGAAAGGGUUGGAAAACAUGUACAAGCAGAUGUCUGAAACAAAAGUUUUUCUGAUGAACAUAGUUUCUUUCUAG
This is a messenger RNA of Beta vulgaris subsp. vulgaris (sugar beet), 837 nucleotides long. RefSeq lists its product as hypothetical. The record is from RefSeq and is a predicted model, not a curated record. The transcript has a single exon. Gene Ontology annotation, biological process: shoot system development; root development. Lineage: Eukaryota; Viridiplantae; Streptophyta; Magnoliopsida; Caryophyllales; Amaranthaceae. The coding region runs from base 1 to 837 and encodes 278 amino acids.